Molecule: messenger RNA, 1170 nt
Organism: Aspergillus ruber CBS 135680
Lineage: Eukaryota; Fungi; Ascomycota; Eurotiomycetes; Eurotiales; Aspergillaceae
Product: alpha/beta hydrolase
Exons: 2
Coding region: 76-1170 (364 amino acids)
Source: RefSeq, a predicted model, not a curated record
AAUAAACACGUCGACAUAAAUCCUCAGUCCGAAUCCAAAUCCCAUCCUUCACGUACUCAACCCAUAUCCACAACCAUGGUAUCGAGUCUCCCCACCCUCCUAGCGAUAUCCCUCCUAGGCCUGGCAUCGGCAAGUACGAGCCAUGACCGCUCAUACUUUUAUGUCGGCGGGAAUUACAGCGUCAACACCGAUGGCCAGCAUGCCUUCACCAACCAGAUGUAUGUUGAAAAACUCGUCCCGGCAGGUGGUGUGUCGAGGGAGUAUCCGAUUGUGUUGGUGCAUGGGAAUGGGCAGACUGGGACGAACUGGUUGAAUAAGCCUGACGGCGGCGACGGCUGGGCUUCCUAUUUCCUAUCUCAAGGCUACGAAUGCUACAUCCUGGACCAGACAUCCCGCGGCCGUAGUCCGUGGACACCGGAAAGCGGUACGCGGUCGGUGUUCACCGCAGAACAUAUACAAGAGUACUUUACAGCCCCGGAACGAUAUAAUACUUGGCCCCAGGCACAUUUUCAUACGCAAUGGCCCGGUACGGGAGUCAUGGGAGACACCGUGUUUGAUGCGUUCUACGCCUCUAAUGUCCCGUACGUGAAUGUAUCGACUGCGCAGCAAUCUACUGUCCAGGAUGCAGGUGUGCAGUUGCUGGAUCGUAUUGGGAGGAAGGUUAUCCUCGUUGGUCAUUCGCAAGGCGGAACGAUGUCUUGGGUUAUCGCGGACGCACGGCCAGAUUUGAUUCAUUCCCUUGUGGCUGUUGAGCCAGCUGGGCCGCCAUUCCGGGAUGCGGCUUUUGGGAAUACACCAGCCAGGGCGUUUGCUUUGGCUGACAUCCCGGUUACGUAUGAGCCGGCUGUCACGGAUCCAGAGAAUGAUUUUGUGUAUCAGACAGUUGAAGCGAAUUCGACAGAUCGAUUAGAUUGCCUUACCCAGGCUAAACACCCGCGGCCGCGACAGUUGGCUAAUCUCAGCAAGUUCCCGGUACUCUUGAUCACAACGGAAGCAUCGUAUCAUGCACAAUAUGACUGGUGUACGGUGUUGUUUCUGCGACAAGCGGGUGUCAAAACGGAGCAUUGGGAGUUGGCGCAACUCGGGAUUCACGGGAACGGCCACAUGGUGUUCAUGGAGAAGAAUAGCGAUCAAGUGGCUCGGGCAAUUGCAGGAUGGUUAGAGGAUUAA